AUGGAGCGGCCAGUUGGAAAGGGUCCCGGCCCCGUGGAGAGCCCCGCUGACCAACUUCCCGCGGCUCCGGAUAAGCAGGACCCCAGCCCCACGAAGCCUCCACCUCCAAAGCAGCAGCACCCCGGGGCAGCGGGCGAGGCGCUAGCCGUGCUGAGUUCCUUCGGGCGGAGGCUGCUCGUGCUGGUGCCGGUGUAUCUGGCUGGGGCCCUGGGGCUCAGCGUGGGCUUCGUGCUCUUCGGCCUAGCCCUCUACCUGGGCUGGCGCCGGGUCCGCGGCGAGAAAGAGCGGAGCCUGCGGGCGGCGCGGCAGCUGCUGGACAAUGAGGAGCAGCUCACCUCGCAGACCCUCUACCUGAGUCAUCGCGAGCUGCCAGCUUGGGUCAGCUUCCCUGAUGUGGAAAAGGUGGAAUGGUUGAACAAGAUUGUGGCCCAGGCCUGGCCUUUUCUGGGACAAUAUAUGGAGAAGCUCUUGGCUGAAACAGUGGCCCCAGCUGUUCGGGCAUCCAAUACUCACCUACAGACUUUCACAUUUACUCGUGUGGAACUAGGAGAAAAGCCUUUACGAAUCCUAGGAGUCAAGGUUCACACUGGUCAGAACAAACAGCAGAUCCUGCUGGACCUUAACGUCAGCUAUGUGGGUGAUGUGCAGAUCGAUGUAGAAGUGAAGAAAUAUUUCUGCAAAGCUGGAGUCAAGGGCAUGCAGCUACAUGGCAUCCUAAGGGUGAUCCUUGAACCACUUAUGGGGGACCUUCCUAUCGUUGGGGCUGUUUCCAUGUUCUUCAUCCGCCGCCCGACUUUGGACAUCAACUGGACAGGGAUGACAAACCUGCUGGAUAUCCCAGGCCUUAGUUCUCUGUCCGACACAAUGAUCAUGGACUCCAUCGCUGCUUUCCUUGUUCUGCCCAAUCGCCUGCUGGUGCCUCUUGUGCCAGACUUGCAGGAUGUGGCCCAGCUUCGAUCUCCCCUCCCUCGGGGUAUUGUCCGGAUCCACUUGCUUGCUGCCCGGGCACUGAGCUCCAAGGACACCUACGUGCCAGGGUUGAUCAAAGGCAAAUCAGACCCAUACGCCAUAGUGCGCGUAGGGACCCAAGUGUUCUGCAGCCGCGUCAUUAAUGAAGACCUCAACCCCCAAUGGGGAGAGACCUAUGAGGUGAUGGUACACGAGGUCCCAGGACAGGAGGCAGAAGUGGAAGUAUUUGACAAGGAUCCUGACAAAGAUGACUUUCUAGGCAGACUGAAGCUGGACCUGGGGAAGGUGCUAGAGGCUCAAGUGUUGGAUAAUUGGUUCCCCCUACAAGGAGGGCAGGGCCAAGUUCACCUUCGGCUAGAGUGGCUGUCGCUGUUGCCAGAUGCUGACAAGCUGGAACAGGUACUGCAGUGGAACAGAGGCAUCUCUUCCCGACCGGAACCUCCUUCGGCUGCCAUCUUGGUUGUCUACUUGGACAGGGCUCAGGAUCUACCACUGAAGAAGGGGAACAAGGAACCCAACCCAAUGGUGCAGUUCUCUGUGCAGGACGUGACUCGCGAGAGCAAGGCUGCCUAUAACACCAACUCCCCAGUAUGGGAGGAAGCCUUCCGGUUCUUCCUGCAGGACCCAAGAAGCCAAGAGCUUGAAGUGCAGGUGAAGGACGACUCGAGGGCCCUGACGUUGGGAGCCCUGACGCUGCCCCUGGCCCGCCUGCUCGCUGCUCCUGACCUCACCCUGGACCAGUGGUUCCAGCUCUCCAGUUCUGGCCCGAACUCCCGACUCUACAUGAAGCUGGUUCUGAGGAUUCUUUAUUCGGACACAUCCCACCUGCACUUCCCCACCAUGCCAAGCUCUCCUGGCCUCCUGGACACAGCCAGUGAGAGCAUCCAGAUGGGCAGCAGUGUGGACAUCCCACCCCGGCCAAGCCACUGUACUCCAGACGGCCAUUUUGGGACCGAGAGUGUGCUUCGAAUCCACGUGUUGGAAGCCCAGGACUUGAUCGCCAAAGACCGCUUCUUGGGAGGGCUGGUGAAAGGCAAGUCAGACCCCUACGUGAAGCUUCGGGUGGCCGGACGGAGCUUCCGGAGCCGCGUGGUACGAGAGGAGCUCAACCCACGCUGGAACGAGGUCUUUGAGGUGAUUGUCACAGCCAUUCCAGGCCAGGAGCUGGAGGUGGAUGUCUUUGACAAGGACCUGGACAAGGAUGACUUCCUGGGCCGGUGCAAAGUGAGUCUCAGCAGGGUCCUCAGCAGCGGCUUCAUUGAUGAGUGGUUGCCCCUGGAGGAGGUGCCGUCGGGCCGCCUGCACCUGCGCCUGGAGCGUCUGACCCCCCGGCCGACCGCGGCGGAGCUGGAGGAGGUGCUGCAGGUGAAUAGUCUUAUCCAGACCCAGAAGAGCGCGGAACUGGCAGCUGCCCUUCUCUCUGUCUACCUGGAGCGGGCUGAAGACCUGCCGCUCCGGAAGGGCACCAAGCCCCCCAGCCCGUAUGCCAGCCUCACUGUCGGGGACGCCUCUUACAAGACCAAGACGUGCCCCCAGACCGCAGCCCCAAUAUGGGACGAGAGUUUCUCCUUCCUCAUCAGAAAGCCAAACGUCGAGAGCCUGGAGCUUCAGGUUCGGGGAGAGGGGACCGGCGCCCUGGGCUCAGUCUCCUUGCAGCUCUCCGAGCUCCUCCUCGCUGACCAACUGUGCCUGGAUCGGUGGUUUCCCCUUAGCCAUGGGCAGGGGCAGGUGCUCCUCAGAGCGCAGCUGGGGAUCCUCGUGUCCCAGCACUCGGGGGUGGAAGCCCACAGCCACAGUCCUUCUCCCCUGAUGGAGGAGACAGAGCCGUGGGGGACGCCACCCCUUAUCUCCUCCUCAGCCCCUGAACUCCGACAGCGCCUGCCACGCAGUGAUAGCCCAUCUGAAGCCUCAGCUGGGCCUUUAGGCCAAGUGAAGCUGACUGUUUGGUAUUACAGCGAGGAGCGCAAGCUGGUUAGCAUUGUCCACAGCUGUCGGAGCUUGCGACAGAGUAGCCGGGAUCCACCUGACCCCUAUGUGUCACUGCUGUUGCUACCGGACAAGAACCGGGGCUCUAAGAGAAAGACCUCCCAAAAGAAGAGAACUCUGAAUCCCGAAUUCAGUGAGAGGUUUGAGUGGGAAUUGCCCCUGGAUGAAGCCCUCCGGCGAAAGCUGGAUGUCUCCGUGAAGUCCAAUAGCUCCUUCAUGUCAAGGGAUCGGGAACUGUUGGGGAAGGUGCAGCUCGACCUCGCUGAGAUGGACCUGUCCCAGGGUGCUGCUCAAUGGUAUGACCUCAUGGAGGACAAGGACAGGAACGGCUGCUAGAAGCCUGGAGCUACCCAGCCCUGAGACAGUGCCCGGCCCUCUCCUGACGCACUGCAUCUCCGCCUCAAUGUGAAGAGCCCAGAGCUGGGGGCUGAGGCUAAGCCCCCCUUCCCUCCUUCCCCCUUGGGCUGGGUUGAGGCUGAGCCCUCCUUUCCCCCCUUGGGCUGGGCUGAGGCUGAGCCCCCCUUUCCCCCCUUGGGCCGGGCUGAGGCUGAGCCCCCCUUUCCCCCCUUGGGCCAGGUUGAGGCUGAGCCCCCCUUUCCCCCCUUGGGCCGGGCUGAGGCUGAGCCCCCCUUUCCCCCCUUGGGCCGGACUGAGGCUGAGCCCCCCUUUCCCCCCUUGGGCCGGGCUGAGGCUGAGCCCCCCUUUCCCCCCUUGGGCCGGGCUGAGGCUGAGCCCCCCUUUCCCCCCUUGGGCCGGGCUGAGGCUGAGCCCCCCUUUCCCCCCUUGGGCCGGGCUGAGGCUGAGCCCCCCUUUCCCCCCUUGGGCCGGGCUGAGGCUGAGCCCCCCUUUCCCCCCUUGGGCCGGGCUGAGGCUGAGCCCCCCUUUCCCCCCUUGGGCCGGGCUGAGGCUGAGCCUCCCUUCCCCCCUUGGGCCGGACUGAGGCUGAGCCCCCCUCCCUCCUCGGGCCCUGGCCGAGGGCCGUUGUCUGACCAAAGAGAAGGACCUCGUCCCCCCUGCACACGCCGCCCCCUGCACGGCCUGACCUCCUCUGGGGCUCCUGGGGCAGGUAGCUGAGCUGGCCUCCCCACCCCGUGCACCUGUGCCUGGCGGCUGGCAACCCACGCCAAGGUAAUAGCUUAUGCCAAAUGCUGCUUUUUCUCAGACCUCUGUUUUUAUUUAAGUGCAGUGGUGGGCUGCGGAGGUGGCGCCUCCCCCAGGACUGCUGCAUGUGGGGGCCUGACAGCACGGAGCCCCCUUCCUCCCGCCAGCCUGCUGCCCACACGGGCUGCUCGGCUUGUGCUUGAAGUGCCUGAGCUGUCCACUCAGCGGCCAGAGCGGCUUCUGGUCCCCUUUAUUUGCCUCCACGCUGCCCGUCUACUGUAUACCUUCUAUUAAAAUGCCGAGAACGUC
Monodelphis domestica (gray short-tailed opossum) is the source of this 4365-nucleotide messenger RNA. It is a transcript of the gene ESYT1, whose product is annotated as extended synaptotagmin 1. Gene Ontology annotation, biological process: lipid transport. Gene Ontology annotation, cellular component: endoplasmic reticulum membrane. Lineage: Eukaryota; Metazoa; Chordata; Mammalia; Didelphimorphia; Didelphidae. Gene Ontology annotation, molecular function: calcium-dependent phospholipid binding; phosphatidylinositol binding; calcium ion binding. The record is from RefSeq and is a predicted model, not a curated record.